AUGGAGGGCGAUGUGCGUGUGCGUGCAGUGGUGAUGACACGUGACGACUCCAGUGGCGGCUGGGUGCCCCUUGGAGGUGGCGGCCUCAGUCAUGUGGUCAUAUGUAAGGGGCGGACCCGUGACGACCGGGGGCGGCGGGAACACAUCAUACGUGGAGAGCGGCUGCGAGACCGAGCACCGGUGCUGGAGUGUGCAGUGCAGAGGGGGCUGGUGUACAACAAGGUGAACCCCAUCUUCCAUCACUGGCGAGUGGAGGAGCGGAAGUUUGGCCUCACGUUCCAGAGUCCUGCCGACGCCAUCUCCUUUGAGAAGGGGCUGCAGGCCGUCAUCGACAAGCUGGACAGAGGCUCGGACUCGCCCUCGUCCUCCACGCCAGAAGAGGCCGACACCGAGGAUGACGGCCAAGCUUCCCAUACAGGAAGUGAGUCGUCCUCCAACAGCAGAAAGGAGAUGCUUCCCAAGCCCGGCACCAUCGUGACCAGCGAGUCGUCCUCCAGCUGCUUCGUGCUGUCGGAGGAGUUCAGCUUCGCGUCCGGCCACGCUGGCACCACGCAGACACCCGCUCAGAUCCACUCCAGGCCGGGACAGCUCUCACAAAUGUCGUCUGUGUUGAAUCCCCCUUCACCCCCACCGCCACCUCCUGCUCCACCGAGUCCUCCUUUGGGUGCCCCAGCCUCAUCCCCCCUCUCACCCACCAUCUCCCUGCUGGAGGAGGGGGACCUUCGCAGUGUGGACCCAUGCAAAGACCUGUGGGGCUCUAGAGGUUAUGGGGACUACCGACGGGCGGGGGCCACCAGGACUAUGGUCGGGGGGCUGACUGGGGGCGUGGUGGUCAGCGGUGGAGGGAGCCUGCAGGACAAGUCGGAGCUGUGCGUGGUUCGCUUUGAGAAGGACCUGGCCGGAGUGGGGACGGCCGCCUGCGAGGUGACAGUGUGCUUGGACAGUAAAGCGUCACAGCGUCUGUCCUCGUCCUCACCCACCUGUAUGUCCAUGCCCAACGCUGUGUCCGGCGUGUCCUCAGGUGCCGGCUCACCCCAGGAGACGUGCAAAGGCUCGCCCUCUCCGUGCUGCAUCCACGCCUCCCUGGCCACGCCCCGCUCGCGGACUCGUAAGCGAGGAGGAGGGGCAAGCAGCGGGGACCAGGGGGCCAUUUCCCCCGAUGACGACAGCCCCUGUCCUCAGGGGUCAUCGUCGUGCUCGUCUCGAUGUGUGUACUGCCGCUCGGUUUUCAUCGCUUCAGACAACGGGCGGGGCCGCUGCAGAGACGCCCCCGACCCGGCCAUGCACUGCCUGCGCCAGUGGACCUGUGUGUGGUGCGCAGAGAGUCUGCUCUACCACUGCAUGUCGGACUCUGAGGGAGAAUUCUGGGAGCCUUGCUCGUGUGAAGAGUCGAUGGGGGGCCACCCGCACCCCCUCUGCUGUGCCCGCUGGCUGGCCCUCCUGGCCCUGUCGCUCUUCGUGCCCUGCAUGUGCUGCUACCUGCCUCUGCGCGCCUGCCUGCGGUGCGGAGAGAGGUGCGGCUGCUGCGGGGGGAAGCACAAGGCGGUCCGAUGA
This is a messenger RNA of Pleuronectes platessa (European plaice), 1554 nucleotides long. It is a transcript of the gene spred3, whose product is annotated as sprouty related EVH1 domain containing 3. The transcript has 6 exons. Gene Ontology annotation, molecular function: protein kinase binding. NCBI's taxonomy places the organism in Eukaryota, Metazoa, Chordata, Actinopteri, Pleuronectiformes, Pleuronectidae. Gene Ontology annotation, biological process: multicellular organism development; negative regulation of MAPK cascade. The record is from RefSeq and is a predicted model, not a curated record. Bases 1 to 1554 code for a protein of 517 amino acids. Gene Ontology annotation, cellular component: membrane.